This is a messenger RNA of Perkinsus marinus ATCC 50983, 244 nucleotides long. RefSeq lists its product as hypothetical. The transcript has a single exon. Gene Ontology annotation, molecular function: transmembrane transporter activity. The annotation marks the transcript as partial. The record is from RefSeq and is a predicted model, not a curated record. Lineage: Eukaryota; Perkinsozoa; Perkinsida; Perkinsidae.
AUGGCCUUCGGGUUCACUGGUCCGGCUAUUGAUACUAUGAGGAACUCCAUGGAAGCACCUGAUGGUCGUCACAUCGAUAUUGGUUCGAAUACGAAUCUGCAUGUAUUCGCCAGCUCUACUGAGUCGGCUUUCUUUAGUGCAGCCGUGACCUUUGGGGCCGUGAUAGGUUCUCUCGUUGGGGGUCCAACUACCGAACUUCUAGGACGUAGAAUGGCCUUCCUACUAGCGGCCCCUACCAGUGCAU